AUGGCUGAGUCUAAUAAUUCUGCCGCCGCGCCGGCAAUCCAAACCAACAUCGAGUCGGGUCACUUCGACGAGAAGGCUGCCCACCACAACACCGAGCCUGCCCACACCAAGCCCAAGGUUGACGACGGCGAGGAGGAAGAUGAGGACAUUGACGCCCUGAUCGAGGACCUUGAGUCCGACGAUGGUGGGGAUGAGGAAGAGGAGGAGGAAGGCCAGGGUGUUGGCCAGGGUCGUACCAUUCCCGAGGAAAUGCUCAACACUGAUACCCGUCUCGGUCUGACAGAAUCUGAGGUUACCAACCGUCGUCGCAAGUAUGGUCUCAACCAGAUGAAGGAGGAGAAGGAGAACCUAAUCCUCAAGUUCUUCGGUUUCUUCGUUGGUCCCAUUCAGUUCGUCAUGGAGGCUGCUGCCGUCCUUGCCGCUGGUUUGGAAGACUGGGUCGAUUUCGGUGUCAUUAUUGGUCUGCUAUUGCUCAACGCUGCUGUUGGUUUCAUCCAAGAAUACCAGGCUGGUUCCAUUGUCGAUGAGUUGAAGAAGACACUUGCCCUCAAGGCCGUCGUUCUCCGUGACGGUACUCUCAAGGAGAUUGAGGCUCCCCAAGUCGUCCCUGGUGAUAUCCUGCAGGUUGAAGAGGGUACUAUCAUUCCCGCUGAUGGCCGUAUCGUUACCGAUGACGCUUUCCUUCAAGUCGAUCAGUCUGCCCUCACUGGUGAGUCUCUUGCUGUUGACAAGCACAAGAACGACCAGUGCUUUGCUUCCUCCGCCGUCAAGCGUGGUGAGGCCUUCAUGGUCGUUACUGCUACUGGUGACAACACCUUCGUCGGUCGCGCUGCUGCCCUGGUCAGCCAGGCUUCCAGCGGCACUGGUCACUUCACUGAGGUCCUCAACGGCAUUGGUACGAUUCUGCUUGUUCUCGUCAUCCUGACUCUUCUGGUUGUUUGGGUUUCUUCUUUCUACCGCUCCAACCCCAUCGUUGAGAUCUUGGGCUUCACCCUCGCUAUCACCAUUGUUGGUGUCCCCGUCGGUCUUCCCGCCGUCGUUACCACCACCAUGGCUGUCGGUGCUGCUUUCCUCGCCAAGAAGAAGGCUAUUGUCCAGAAGCUCUCGGCCAUUGAGUCCCUUGCUGGUGUCGAGAUUCUUUGCUCUGACAAGACCGGUACUCUGACUAAGAACAAGCUUUCUCUGUCUGAGCCCUUUACUGUUGCUGGUGUUGAGCCCGAUGACCUCAUGCUUACUGCUUGCUUGGCUGCCUCUCGCAAGAAGAAGGGUAUGGAUGCCAUCGACAAGGCUUUCCUCAAGGCCCUCAAGUACUAUCCUCGUGCCAAGGGUGUCCUCUCUAAGUACAUUGUCAAGGAAUUCUACCCCUUCGACCCCGUCUCCAAGAAGGUUACUGCCAUCGUCGAGUCUCCCCAGGGUGAGAUCAUCACUUGCGUCAAGGGUGCUCCUCUUUUCGUCCUGAAGACUGUUGCUGAAGACCACCCCGUCCCUGAGGAGAUCGACCAGGCCUACAAGAACAAGGUCGCUGAGUUCGCUACCCGUGGUUUCCGUUCUCUUGGUGUUGCCCGCAAGCGUGGUGAGGGUGCUUGGGAGAUUCUCGGUAUCAUGCCUUGCUCUGACCCUCCCCGUCACGACACUGCUCGCACUAUCAACGAAGCCAAGCGUAUGGGUCUCUCUAUUAAGAUGCUUACUGGUGACGCUGUCGGUAUCGCUCGUGAAACUUCUCGUCAACUCGGUCUCGGUACCAACGUCUAUAACGCUGAGCGUCUUGGUCUUGGUGGCGGCGGUGACAUGCCCGGCUCUGAGGUCUACGAUUUCGUUGAGGCUGCUGAUGGUUUCGCUGAGGUUUUCCCCCAACACAAGUACAAUGUCGUCGAAAUUCUGCAACAGCGUGGUUACCUUGUUGGUAUGACUGGUGACGGUGUCAACGAUGCUCCCUCAUUGAAGAAGGCCGACACUGGUAUCGCUGUCGAGGGUGCCUCCGAUGCUGCUCGUUCCGCUGCCGAUAUCGUCUUCUUGGCUCCUGGUCUUGGUGCUAUUAUUGAUGCUCUUAAGACUUCCCGCCAGAUUUUCCACCGUAUGUACGCUUAUGUCGUCUACCGUAUUGCUCUGUCCCUCCACUUGGAGAUCUACCUUGGUCUCUGGAUUGCCAUCCUCAACCGAUCUCUCAACAUUGAGCUCGUUGUCUUCAUUGCCAUCUUCGCUGAUGUUGCUACCCUGGCCAUUGCUUACGAUAACGCUCCUUACUCCAUGAGCCCCGUCAAAUGGAACUUGCCUAAGCUCUGGGGUAUGUCCGUCAUUCUCGGUGUAAUUCUCGCUGUCGGUACCUGGAUUACUGUCACCACCCUCUACGCCAACUCUGAGAACGGUGGUAUUGUCCAGAACAACGGUAACCUCGAUGAAGUCCUCUUCCUUGAGAUCUCUCUUACCGAGAACUGGCUCAUCUUCAUCACUCGUGCCAACGGUCCUUUCUGGUCGUCCAUCCCUUCGUGGCAAUUGACUGGGGCUAUCUUCCUCGUCGAUGUCAUCGCUACUCUCUUCUGUAUCUUCGGUUGGUUCGAGGACGGAUACACCCACAUUGUCGCCGUUGUCCGUAUCUGGAUCUUCUCGUUCGGUGUCUUCAGCGUCAUGGCCGGUGUCUACUACUUCCUCCAGGACAGCUCUGGAUUCGACAACCUGAUGCACGGCAAGUCUCCCAAGGGAAGCCAAAAGCAACGCUCCCUUGAAGACUUCGUCGUCUCACUCCAGCGUGUCUCCACCCAGCACGAAAAGUCGCAGUAA
Molecule: messenger RNA, 2778 nt
Organism: Xylaria bambusicola
Lineage: Eukaryota; Fungi; Ascomycota; Sordariomycetes; Xylariales; Xylariaceae
Product: plasma-membrane proton-e
Exons: 4
Coding region: 1-2778 (925 amino acids)
Biological process (GO): proton export across plasma membrane; regulation of intracellular pH
Cellular component (GO): plasma membrane
Molecular function (GO): ATP binding; P-type proton-exporting transporter activity; ATP hydrolysis activity
Source: RefSeq, a predicted model, not a curated record